This is a messenger RNA of Fopius arisanus, 4247 nucleotides long. It is a transcript of the gene Ca-beta, whose product is annotated as voltage-dependent L-type calcium channel subunit beta-2. The transcript is spliced from 10 exons. NCBI's taxonomy places the organism in Eukaryota, Metazoa, Arthropoda, Insecta, Hymenoptera, Braconidae. The record is from RefSeq and is a predicted model, not a curated record. Gene Ontology annotation, cellular component: voltage-gated calcium channel complex. Gene Ontology annotation, molecular function: voltage-gated calcium channel activity; protein binding. Gene Ontology annotation, biological process: calcium ion transmembrane transport. The coding region runs from base 700 to 2274 and encodes 524 amino acids.
CCCUCGUUAGUCAUUUCGCUUUUUCUACAUGAAGUUUUUGCAAAAAAAGUUAACGGAAAAAAAUGGAUAAAUAAGAAAGAGCGGUGGGGGUGGAUGUCUCCGAGUGGUACAACAAACUCUUGGAAUUCAUUAUUUGUGCCCCUGGAUUUAUUUAUUCGGAUUUUCAUCGAGUGUUGCUCUCACCAUGAGGUUCGACUCAUUCAAUACUCCGGUAUAGAAUGAGAUCGUCGGGUACUUGAUAGUGACAAUUUAAUGAAUUAAGUACGGGCGCUUGGAUGGGCUGCAAAAGGAAGCGUAAAAAAUCUUGACAUCAUGCGGUAGAGAAUUCCAGUGGCUCAGGUGAGCCCCUCGGCAAUAAAAGGCCACAUGAGACAAUGCAGUUGAAUCGCCCGGUCAGAGACACAGGACGUACAUAAUGAGAAAAAAAAUUCACGAAAAAAGCGCAAUGCGGUAGAUCGGUGUGUGAUAAAAGGUGUUUUCUCUGUUAUCAGUGGUUGUCGGGGAAUUCCGAGGUGCAUAACGAUGACUCCAACUUUUGUUAAUGAUAAAACACAGGGAAAAUACUGGCGAAAUACCAGCCCUUGUUACCAAGCUACUGAACAUGUGUGUGAAUAAGUGAUAUAAAUAAUAUAAUAUCGCGAUAAAUAAACUGAGAGAGUUGCGCAGACGACUGUUGACAGCGUAUCGUCUCGUACGGCGAUGAUAGGUUACAAUCAGCACAAUUCCGGCUACAACAAGCUAUUCACACAGGGCUCGGCUGACUCGAACUACUCACAACCGAGCUCGGAUCUGUCCUUAGAUGAGGAGAAGGAGAGUCUGAGGAGAGAAAAGGAGAGACAGGCACUGGUUCAGCUUGAAAAAGCCAGGACGAAACCUGUGGCUUUUGCGGUCAGGACUAAUGUCAGCUAUGAUGGCUCGGUUGACGAUGAUUCACCGGUACACGGCUCUGCCGUCAGCUUCGACGUUCGGGACUUUCUUCACAUCAAGGAGAAGUACGACAACAACUGGUGGAUUGGCAGGCUCGUGAAAGAGAAUGCGGACGUGGGAUUUAUUCCAUCGCCGGUUAAAUUGGAGGCCCUAAGAGUCCAGGCGAGUGCAGCACGUGGGACAAAGGGUUUAUAUUCAACGAGAGGUGGUUCAUCGGGUAAUUUGGGGGAGAGUGGUAUGCCAUCGCGUGGAUCAACUCCACCAACACCAGGAGAUGAUAGCGACAGUGUGGGAAAUGCCAGGCCAGGCAAGACAACACUCACAACACCACCAGCCAAGGAGAAGCGGAAGAAUUUCUUCAAAAAACCGUCCUACGAAACUGCAACUCCCUACGAUGUAGUACCAUCUAUGAGGCCAGUUGUACUGGUUGGACCAUCACUCAAGGGCUACGAAGUGACGGACAUGAUGCAGAAGGCGCUUUUUGAUUACCUUAAGCACAAAUUUGAAGGACGGAUCAUAAUAACCAGGGUAAUGGCGGACAUAUCGCUAGCAAAGAAAUCACUCUUGAACAAUCCAACAAAACGAGCGAUAAUGGAGCGUUCAACGAGCAGAAGCAGUUGUCUAGCCGAGGUUCAGGCUGAGAUAGAGAGAAUAUUCGAACUUGCCCGAACACUUCAACUUGUUGUCCUCGACUGUGACACGAUAAAUCAUCCCUCACAGUUGGCUAAAACCAGUCUAGCACCAAUAAUAGUUUAUCUGAAAAUUUCAUCGCCAAAAGUACUGCAGAGACUGAUUAAAUCACGUGGCAAAUCCCAAACGCGUCACUUGAACGUUCAAAUGGUAGCGGCUGAGAAGUUGGCUCAGUGUCCACCGGAGAUGUUUGAUGUUAUACUUGAUGAAAAUCAGUUGGACGAGGCAUGUGAGCAUGUUGCCGAGUACCUGGAGGCAUACUGGGGGGCAACACAUCCACCAGUUGUCGCACCAGUCCCCCGUGCCAUGACAGCACCCUCUGACACAACAGCUGGUGAUGUUCUAGCACCUCGCGUACCCUCAGGUGGCCAUCACGUCUCUCACUACGCACAUGAGAAAAGAGGGACUGGUUCCUAUGGGCAUGGCAGCACCAGGAGAUCCAGGAUGGAGAGAGUUGAUCGCAAUGAACGAGAGAGGGAACGUGAGAGGGAACGUGAGAGGGAACGCGAAAGGGAACGAGAGAGGGAACGAGAGAGAGAGCGAGAGAGGGAUCAUGAUUAUGGCACUGAGGAGGAUUCGUACCUAGGUGGUAGUGUGGAUUAUGGUAGUGUAUCAAGACGACGACAGCAAGACUCGAGGGCACUCAAUGCCAUUUAGGAGCUGGAGCCCCGGGGCUUAUCGCUACAGCGGUGUCCCCACCUUAAAACUACCGCCCUUUAGUUUUAAACGAAUGAUGAAGUUAUUUCAUUACAGUGCGCAAUUUGCCUUCCCUUAAGGAUGUUUAUCCAAAAUCGCAAGUUCUUUUUUAAAUAAUCCUUUUUAGUCUCAAACAUUUGUUAUAUUUUGUUCAUUAUUCUCUUUCUGGUAAUUUUUGGGAUUGAAUUUAACGGAUUCAACUUCCAGCGAAAUUUCAAAUCCCACUGAUUGUUUUUUUCAAUUAAUUGAAUUCAGAGUAAAUGUAAGUAGGAGUUUUUUUUUCGUGUGCUCCAAUAUGAGUCGAUAAAAAAAUCAGGAAUUUCAGUGAAAAGUGAAAAAUGGAGAUUUGCUGAAAAUGGCUAAGCAUCCUUAAUUUUUUUCAAAUCCAGGAGACCAACGUCUCACCAGAAAUACCCAAAACCACGUAAUCUCUCAUUAAAUUGUAAAUGAAGUAUAAUAGCACUUUUUAAACUCCGGACUAUUUUUAUCGUAUUUUCAUUUACGUCCGGGGGAAUUGUCAUUGUUGGCUCACUGGAAUGAGUAGUGAGAUAUUUAUUGAUUAUUAGGGUAAUGAUACUUUUCUUCUAUCCGAAGAUCGACCAAAUGAAUUAUGGAUUGAUUUAUGUUGUGGGAGGGGAUCUCAUUGUUUAAAAUCAGAGCAAUUCUCGUGGUUAUAGCGAGCAACUAAAUGAGAAUUGUGGAGUUUAAUGGCUUUAUUACUGUUGAGUGAAGGAGAGUUUGAUAAUUAUGGGAGUCGACUCAAAUGAUCGGGGGACUCGGUCAACAGGUGUUUUCUUUGGGCUUUUACUUUGAAUCUUUUUCUAUUCUCAAGACAGUGAAUCCGGAAUAAACAUAAUUAGUAGUUCUGGAUGCAAUUUAACUGAAAUUAUGAUGAAAAAUGGCCCCCGGGGCGAUGGUUAUUUGUGUCGAGUUGAAAAUAAUUCUGGGCUAUAGAAGCGACGAAAGGAUGCCACCCAAUGCUGUCACUCUCUCAUUUGAACUCUCGUGUCUUUCGUCGAUUGUGACCGACCAAUUGCAACUUAAUGUUUCUUAUUUGUCCAUUAGUAAUUGUAAGAUUAUGAGUGAUGAGAUUGAACAAAUGGUGAGAGUACCCACAGAUCCUUUGGGUCGAGUUUUAAUAUUCACAUCGGUUGCUCGAUUGUUGUUGAUGGAGAAGUUUGAACAAAUGGCGAAUUAUUGAACAAAUUGUACUGAGUAAUUUAAUCCUUGGCGAGUGACAAUUUUACUGUUUAGGGUUAUGAGAGCAGAAAGUAAUGUUUUUUUUUUCAAUUAUUAUUUCACCGUUUUUCUUUUUCUUAUUAGAGUUAUAUCAUUUUCAUUCGAUAGAGAUGCAACUUAGAUGUAAACAGUGGAAAGAACAGGAGAAACAAGAAUAUAAAUAGAUAAGUAAAUAUGUUUUUGGGCCAGAAUUGGUGUCUUCUGGCAUUUGUUGACUUUAUUCCAGAGGAAAGUCGAUGGUUAGGAAAAAUCUAAUAUACUCGACUUAUUGUUCCACACUGAGUGAGAGAAUUAUUUAAAAAAAAUCAAACAUCCGAUUAUUGCGAGUGUAUAAAUUUAAAAAAAUACGUUUUUACGUGCGUGCCAGCGUGCGCUAUAUAUAUAUAUGUAUACUUAAAAACAGAGUAAUAUGUAUAUGUAUAUAUAUAACUUGAUUGCAGCAUUGAGGUGAGUCGCGUUAAUUGAGGUUAAACGAUAUUUGGAAAAAAGAGUUUUUACUGCGUGUUGUGUAGCCAAUGAAUAUAAAUGAUCAUCGACCAGCUAGAGAACAAUUCACUGUAGCAUUCAUUCGUUUAUUUUCCUAUUUUUAUUCAGUGAAAUGAUGAAACUCAAAAUACGCACACGCUACUUCGUGUAAAUAGUAAACAAGGCGAGAAUAACAGGGGAAAAUUGAGAAAAUUGUGGACAAAAAAAAA